AUGUCAAACAUACGAGAUGCAAAUCUUCACUCGGACGAGGAGGAAGACGAUGAUUUCGGCGAGGAAGAAGAUCCGCGUCCCGAGAAGCGACAGAGGCGAGCACCAAGUGACGACGAGGAUGAUGAAGACGAUGACGAUGAAGACGCGCCGAAACCUUCAGGACGGGACAAGUCGCGAAAUAAAAGCAAUGGCGCGAAUGAAGAUGAUGAAAUUGAGGAGCUAGAAGAGGAUGAAGACGACGACGACGAUGAGGACGAUGAUGAGGACGAGGACGAUGAAGGACCACGCCGACGAAGAGGUCAAAGACGAGCACACAAUCCUUUCCUUGAUACCAUGGCCGAGGUCGACGAAGAUGACGAGGUCGAUGAUGAGGAAGAUGAUGAGAUGGAGGCAGACUUCAUCGCUCCUGGUGACGACGACGACGCUUUGCGCCACAGGGCAGGAGACGACCGGCUCCAUCGUCAACUCGAUCGUCAAAAUCAAGCUGAUUUCGCCGAAGACCUUGAGAAGGUCGCCGCCGAAAUGCGUGAUCGUCACGGAGGGCGACGAGGACACCGCCUUGGAGAUGCAUCAACAGUAACACCCAAACGACUACUUCUACCAUCUGUCAACGAUCCAUCGAUCUGGGGUGUCAAAUGUAAGCCAGGCAAGGAAAAGGAGGCUGUCUUUACUAUUAUGAAGAAGGUCCAGGACAUGAAAGGCACUAGGAAUGCACUCAACAUUAUCUCCGUUCUCGAGAGAGGACAAUCAAUGCAAGGGUUCAUCUACGUCGAAGCUCGCCGGCAGGCAGACGUGUUGACUGCGCUCACCAACAUCCCAAAUGUCUAUGCCAGAUCCGGAAUGAUCUUGGUUCCUGUUGACGAAAUGCCGGAUCUCUUGCGCGUACAAAAGAAAGCCGAGAUCACGCCCGGUACGUUCGUUCGGUUCAAACGUGGCAAAUAUCAGGGAGAUUUGGCACAGGUUGUGGACGUCGAACAAAGCGGGCAGAUCCUCAAUAUUCGUGCUGUUCCUCGUAUCGACUAUGGCGCCAGGGAUGACGGAACUGAUGCAUCUGGAAAGCGAAAGCGAUCAGUGGGUGCAGUUAGACCGCCGCAAAGACUAUUCUCCGAAGCAGAAGCCAGAAAGUACCACGAGAGGGAUCUUACUUCGACCCGACGUGGUAUUUUCAACUUCCAAGGCGAUACGUAUGAGGGUGGAUAUUUGGUCAAAGAUGUUCGUGUUACAGCCUUACAACUGGAGAAUGUCAACCCAAAGCUUGAGGAGGUGACCAAAUUCGCCAGUACUGGAGAUGGAAAUGAAAGCCUUGACCUGCAGGCCCUGUCGCAAUCACUAAAGGCCUCUACGGACAAAUAUGCACCCUAUCAACCUGGUGAUAUGGUCGAAGUAUACGCUGGUGAACAGGCUGGUAUGGUUGGAAAGGUCACACGUGUCAGAGCGGACAUCGUCUCGAUGAAUGUACAAGAAGGACCUCUCAAAGGAAAAGAUAUUGACGUUCCUUUCAAAGGCCUCCGUAAAAGGUUCAAGGAAGGUGACCACGUGAAAGUUAUGGGUGGUAGUAGGUAUAGGGAUGAAGUCGGUAUGGUUGUGAAGAUUGUCGACGAUCGGGUUACAUUUUUGAGUGAUCUUUCCAUGGGUGAGAUUACAGUCUUCUCGAGGGAUUUGAGAGAGGCAUCCGACAGCGGCGGCAUGGGCACAGCUGCAGGAAAAUACGAUUUGUGGGAUCUCAUUCAGCUUAAUGCCACAACUGUCGCCUGCGUUAUCAAGAUCGACCGAGAAUCCCUUAAAGUCCUAGAUCAAGAGGGUGCGACCCGGACAAUCCUACCGUCACAGGUAGCUGCCAAAAUUCCUCCACGACGAAAAGACGCUGUCGCUACCGAUAGAAACGGUUCCGAUAUUCGCGUUGAAGAUACCGUGAAGGAGAUUGCAGGCGGAGAGAACCGCUCUGGUGUCAUUCAUCACCUGUACAGAGGAUUUGCUUUUAUCCACAGCAAAGAGUUGCAAGGCGAGACAGGCGGUAUCUUCGUGGCUAGGACUAACAAUCUAGCCACAAUGAUUGCCAAGGGAGGUCGGGUUGCUAGUUCCGGCCCAGAUCUUUCCAAAAUGCCAGAGAUGUCAAAGAAGCCUGGUGGAAAUAUGGCGCCACCCAUCAUCCCCCGCCAGGGUGGACGUGAUAGAAUUCUUGGACAGACAGUUCAUGUCAGGCAAGGUCCAUACAAGGGUUUGUUAGGUAUAGUAAAGGAUGCAACCGACACGACCGCUCGUAUCGAACUUCAUUCCAAGAAUAAAACUAUCACAAUUGAAAAGAUGAAGCUUGGUUUCAAAGAGGGUGCUACGGGUAGAAUCCUUAGCUACGCAGAAUUUGUACAACCAAAGAAGGGCUUCGGUGAUCGCGGUAGUAAUACUUCCUACAGCUCCGGCAAUAGUAGCGCUGGGGGUAAUAGUUGGUCCGGAAGUAGAACACCUGCCGGUUCAAGCGCAUGGGCCGGUUCGAGGACACCAGCGGGUGCCCACGGAGGUAGUGGUGGCGGCGGACGAACCCCCGCUUGGGCCGGCGGUGCUGGAGAUGGCGGCAGGACUCCAGCUUGGGCAAGUGGUUCAAAGACUCCAGCCUACGGCGCCAAUGAUGGAAGUCGCACUUCGGAUCCUUACAAGGAUGGAAGCCGCACUUCGAAUCCGUACAGAGAUGGAAGUCGAACCUCGGACCCAUACCGAGGUGAUAAUGACGGGUCACGAACAUCCUACGGCCAACCUGUUGGAGCGUCUGGAGCGUCUGGUGGUCGUACACCAGCGUGGAAUCCAGGUAACAGAACCCCACACUACGGAUCCGGAGAGCCAGGGCCGAGAGACAGCGGCACCGCUUGGGAUAGUGGUUCCAAGACACCAGCUCGUUCUCUGUCAAGUGUCAACGACCAAUGGAACGAUUCAUAUGGAAAUAAUUCUUCGACCACUGCGAGAACUCCAGCUGGUUAUAGUGCUACCAGUCCUGAGUUUUCUGGCGGUUAUACUGCAGCUACCCCUGGUGCUAGUGGCUUGUCCGCUCCCACCCCCGGUGGCCUCAGUGCUCCAACCCCUCCAGUCUCGGCCCCUACGCCGCGCGCAAACACUUGGGAUGCUCCUACCCCAGGCGGCCCGGCCUCUGCUGCUACUCCAGGCGCAUCUGGCGGUGAUAAUAGACGUUACUUUGAUGCACCGACUCCUCAGGGUGGUGGCUAUAGCAGCGCGAAGACGCCUGGGGCAUGGGGCAACGACGAUGACGACGAUGCUCCAGGAUAUAACUAA
Messenger RNA from Orbilia oligospora ATCC 24927, 3279 nucleotides. RefSeq lists its product as uncharacterized. Bases 1 to 3279 code for a protein of 1092 amino acids. Gene Ontology annotation, cellular component: DSIF complex. Lineage: Eukaryota; Fungi; Ascomycota; Orbiliomycetes; Orbiliales; Orbiliaceae. Gene Ontology annotation, biological process: transcription elongation by RNA polymerase II; regulation of transcription by RNA polymerase II; transcription elongation-coupled chromatin remodeling. The transcript is spliced from 4 exons. Gene Ontology annotation, molecular function: mRNA binding; protein binding. The record is from RefSeq and is a predicted model, not a curated record.